This is a messenger RNA of Funneliformis caledonium, 669 nucleotides long. NCBI's taxonomy places the organism in Eukaryota, Fungi, Glomeromycota, Glomeromycetes, Glomerales, Glomeraceae. The record is from the annotation of a GenBank genome assembly.
AUGUACUUAACUCGAUUAAAGAUUACGUUCUCUAUCUUGUUAUAUACCAUUAUUUUAUGUAAUUUAAUUAAACCGGCUACAUCUCUAUAUUUUUAUUUGGAGGGUACAGAACAAAAAUGUUUCCUUGAAGAAUUGCCAAAAGAUACUCUUGUUGUUGGUACAUAUAAAGCUGAGGAAUGGUCAGAAACACAGCAGCAAUAUAUUGAAAACCCUCAACUAGGAAUACAAAUAACCGUUGAGGAAUUGCCUGUAAUGCAUCGAAUUGUUAAUCAAAAAGGUGCAAGUCGUGGGAGGUUCACUUUCACGGCCGCAGAAUCCGGAGAGCAUGCAAUUUGUUUGACUACAAAUUCUUCAGCUUGGUUUUCGAAUAGUCAAAUAAAAUUACAUUUAGAUAUGGCCAUUGGAGAUGCGACUACCGAAGAAGAAAACGAUAGGGAACAUUUCAGUGAACUUGCACAAAGAGUACGCGAUUUGAAUCAUCGUAUUUCAGAUAUUCGUAGAGAACAAAGUUUUCAACGCGAACGCGAAGCUGAAUUCCGUGAUCAGUCGGAACUUACCAAUUCACGCGUAGUUUACUGGACUAUUGUACAAUUGAUUGUCCUUGGCGUUACGUGCUUAUGGCAAUUACGACAUUUGAAAGGCUUUUUCGAAGCUAAAAAAUUAGUAUAG